This is a messenger RNA of Saxophila tyrrhenica, 2670 nucleotides long. RefSeq names its product Serine/threonine-protein kinase (gene SCH9). The coding region runs from base 1 to 2670 and encodes 889 amino acids. Gene Ontology annotation, cellular component: cytoplasm; nucleus. NCBI's taxonomy places the organism in Eukaryota, Fungi, Ascomycota, Dothideomycetes, Mycosphaerellales, Extremaceae. The transcript has a single exon. Gene Ontology annotation, biological process: protein phosphorylation. The record is from RefSeq and is a predicted model, not a curated record. Gene Ontology annotation, molecular function: protein serine/threonine kinase activity; ATP binding.
AUGGCGAGUGCUGAUUUCCUUCGACCAUAUAGCAAGCAGCACGACGACGAGCUACACGACCAGAUAGGUUCUGGCGCAUCAACACCGCCCGGCGCUGCGACACCACGACCUGACUUCGUCGACAAGCGACUGCCGGGAAUCAUAAAUAGUUACUUUGGACAGGUUCGUGACUCCCUGCUCAAACGCAGCAAGAGCACUUCAAAUUCUCCCAACAACCCCGCACCAUCCUCAGAGCAAGAGAAAGAGCCCAUCGAGCAGAAGGAGCCCGAGGACACCUCAUCCCAACACAUGGCCUCGGACGCAAACAGGGAGCGCGACGGCGCAUCCACGUCGCCACUCAGCGCGAACAGCGGUGCCCACGAAUCACCACCACUCUUGCCACACGAGCCAAAGCGCCCGGGCCCACAACACCUGCAGACCGACUACCCUACACCUCCACUCUCCAAUUCCUCCUCGUUCAUCGCUAUGAACCACUCUGGUGCGGGCGGGAAUGGCGGCCAGCGAACUCCGUCUCCUCGCAAGCGUUCAUGGACGCAGAGAAAGGAGAGCAUCGCUGCGCUGACAUCCAGCCUUCGCCGGGCGACCUUAUCCGACGAGACUACCACCGCUGUCACCCAACCGGAUGUCUCUGCUCAGCUGUCCAACCCUUGCACUGCUUCCGAGGCCCCCACAGAUGCCAGCAGUUCAUUAUGUCAAAAUGCUCAAGACAGUGAUGCUCGGGUGCUGACAAAUGGCGCUGAGCGCCCUCAGAAUACCCCUCCUCAGACGCCUCGCACACAAUCAUACUCGCACGAUCAUAAGCCCCGCGAUGACACCUCGAACGUUCGAAGCGUGCCGAAGUCGAGUCGAUCGAGCUCUGGUGGGUCGCAAGCAGCGACAAUCGGACAGCUGAAAGGGCAGCUGGAGAUAUGUAUCGAGGAGGGCAGAGGACUUCGACCGAGCGUGGAGCCGUACGUUGUAUGUGUGUUUCAGCAAAAUGAGGACAUCUCAGGCGGUCCUAAGGAGGAUGCCAUGGACACGCGCGAGAACGGCGCCGGCGAGGAGAAGGAGAAUCUUGCAAAAGGCGUGGCGAUGAAAAGAUUGGGCAGUGGGUCAGGGACACCAAUCUCGAUACCAGGUCUCAGGAGCAGGCAAACUAGCUCCACCAACAUUGCUGCCUUGAGGAGAGGCUCCGACCGGCCCGAGCGAAACGAGACCACCGAGCCGCAGUGGCGGCAUACCGCGACCUUUGAUGUGGUGGGGGAGAAGAACGAAGUUGACAUCUCGGUAUACGACAAGUCGAACAACGAGACAUUCAUUGGCCACGUUCGGUUACCGCUCAACCUCGACGACUACCAACACCAGCAUGAAGACUGGUUCAAUCUCGAAGCGCGAGAGGCCUCGUCGGACCAUGUCACAGGCCAGAUCCGACUCAAGAUCGCUUUCCACGCCAGUGGAAAGAAGGUCUUUGGCCCAGACGACUUCCAGAUCUUGAAGCUGAUCGGCAAGGGCACAUUCGGUCAGGUCUUCCAAGUACGGAAAAAGGACACCAAGCGGAUAUACGCCAUGAAGGUGUUGUCGAAGAAGGUCAUCGUCCAAAAGAAGGAGAUACAGCAUACCAUAGGAGAGCGUAACAUUCUCGUUCGGACGGCUACCUCGGAGUCCCCCUUCAUUGUGGGUCUGAAGUUCUCGUUCCAGACGGCGGCAGAUCUGUACCUCGUUACCGACUACAUGUCUGGCGGCGAGCUCUUCUGGCACCUGCAGAAAGAGGGCCGCUUCCACGAGGAACGUGCAAAGUUCUACAUUGCGGAGCUCAUCCUGGCACUGCGGCACUUACACCAGUACGAUAUCGUAUACCGCGACCUCAAGCCCGAGAAUAUCCUGCUCGAUGCGAAUGGACACAUCGCGCUUUGCGACUUCGGCCUAUCGAAAGCGAACCUGGCCAAGAACGACACGACGAAUACCUUCUGCGGCACGACUGAGUACCUCGCGCCAGAAGUGCUCCUCGAUGAACAAGGCUACACCAAAAUGGUCGACUUCUGGUCACUGGGCGUGCUCGUGUUCGAAAUGUGCUGCGGCUGGUCGCCCUUCUACGCCGAAGACACCCAACAGAUGUACAAGAACAUUGCAUUUGGCAAGGUGCGGUUCCCUAGAGAUGCGCUGUCCCAAGAAGGCCGCAACUUCGUCAAGGGACUGCUCAACCGCAAUCCGCAACACCGCUUGGGUGCGAAGCAGGAUGCGGAGGAACUGAUGGGGCAUCCAUUCUUCCACGACGUCGACUGGAACGCUCUUAGCAAGAAGCUGACGCAGCCGCCGUUCAAGCCGAAAUUGAAGGGCGAGCUCGACACCAGCAAUUUUGACCCGGAGUUCACGAAUGCGCUUACGGAUGGUGGUGCUUCGUCGUUGAACGCGAGGGCUGCAGCGCUGGCGAGCGGUGUUCAUGCUGAUAGCACACCGCUUAGCCCGACAAUGCAGAACCAGUUCAAGGGCUUUACCUUCGUGGACGAGAGCACGCUGGAGCAGCAGUUUGGCGAUCGGGACUUUGGCAUGGACGGUACGGACGACCGCAAUGCGAACAGGGUGUCGACGAAUUUCAGCGGUCGAGAUGGCGGUGAUAGGAUGAGCGGCAUCGAGCCCAGCAGUGCUCAGAGCGACAGCGAGUUCAAUCAUGGUAUGCUGGACGACAUAUGA